CGGCCGGAAGGCAGAAGGCACGAAACAAAAGCGUCGGGAACCUCGGGAAGCGAAUUCGCAAGCUGUACGUGGUGCAAAAUAGCUUAGAGUUUUACUUGGAAUAGUGAAUUAAAUAAAUAACGUGUUUGUAAGACUUAAACAUUUAGUUUUAUCAAUAAUUUACUAUUGAAUAUGACGCGAUCUCAUAAGAAAAACAACACGUCAAGUACGACCGAUGAAUCCAACAAAGAGACAGCUAAAAAACGUGUUGAUAAUUCCUGGUUACUCUUAGCUCCAGACGUUUUAUUACAAAAUUCUGAGUUUGUAAUUGUAACUCUACCACACCCAGCCAGCAGAAAGCCUAGCAAGUAUUGUUUGGACGAAACUAACAAGAAAAUAUAUGAAGUCGUUACAUUUAAUGAGCCCCACCGAUGCUGGUUCACUGGCCAAACUGUCAAGUCUGAUGCUAGCAUGUUUAUGUUGACUCCCAUAAAUCCUAUAUUCCUGGUUUUGCCGCAUGUAAGGGAGCAAUGCCAGAGCAAAGCAAUACCCAUUGAAGAUUUGCUAUCAGAAAAAGGACUUAGCAAGCUUUUUGCCUUCAUUGCUGGUAUUGACAAUAUUGCAGAUCUAAAGGGCCCUGAAGAUUUACAAGCUUACAAGUAUAAUGAAAGUAAAACUUUGUCAUGGCUUGAAAGUAAGGUGAAGAAAUUGGCUAAAGUAUUGAGAGCCAAGAAAAUUCACGUUCGGUCAGGUGCUGCCUCUGCUACAUUUGUAGCUAGUACUGCCAAUGAUGAUACUGUGGAUGACGACUUUUUCCUGAAGUAUGCUCUAGGCAUAAUAGGUGAAUAUCUUGAAGAGGACAUAGUGGACAUAUUGGAAAAGAAGUUUGAUUUUAAGCCUGACAUGAUUGAAUCUUUAGGACAGAAACGAAAAUCCGAAGUUGCAGAAAGUAACAACAAAAGAGUAAAAAGUGAAAAUACUGAAGACAGUAAGCUGAUGACUGCUCUUUCACCACUUCCAAAUAAUGUAACCAAACAGAAACCAUUAACUGCCAAAGAAAAAGCUCGACAGAAGGCUGCAAGUGGUACAAAAACCAUAUCAGCUUUCUUUACUAAAAAAUAGCAUUAUCUUGCUUGAAUAAAGUAAUCACCAUUUUAGUUUGCUUAUUGUGCUUUAACAAGAAACUGGUAAGUACUCAAUAUCUUAUGCCUUUAAACAAGAAGAGUGUACAUACAUUCCACAACACUUCUCUUUCCAAACUGACUAUAUGUAUGUAUAUUAGUAUAUUACCUACUAGGUUCUCAGAAACGACUAGCUGAAAUUUGUCUCCUAGAUAUUUUCUGUUAUAUGUUUUACAACCCUUACAUACAUUACAUACCCUCACCUUAAAAUAUACAUAUUUCUCAAUGUAAAUUCAACAAUACAAGAACCCAGCGAAAAACCGGUAUUUGUGGUAUUCCUUUUAUUAAAUAAACAUAAUUGACUCAUA
Leguminivora glycinivorella is the source of this 1468-nucleotide messenger RNA. Its product is annotated as ribonuclease H2 subunit B. The transcript has 5 exons. The record is from RefSeq and is a predicted model, not a curated record. The coding region runs from base 172 to 1101 and encodes 309 amino acids. Gene Ontology annotation, biological process: RNA catabolic process; ribonucleotide metabolic process. Lineage: Eukaryota; Metazoa; Arthropoda; Insecta; Lepidoptera; Tortricidae. Gene Ontology annotation, cellular component: nucleoplasm; ribonuclease H2 complex.